This is a messenger RNA of Temnothorax curvispinosus, 3390 nucleotides long. RefSeq names its product TELO2-interacting protein 1 homolog (gene Tti1). The transcript has 13 exons. Bases 1 to 3159 code for a protein of 1052 amino acids. Gene Ontology annotation, biological process: chromatin remodeling. Gene Ontology annotation, cellular component: cytoplasm. NCBI's taxonomy places the organism in Eukaryota, Metazoa, Arthropoda, Insecta, Hymenoptera, Formicidae. The record is from RefSeq and is a predicted model, not a curated record.
AUGGAGCGGUUUAACAUGCAGAUCUUCCUCGAGUUGAAGUCGUGCUGCGACAAUUUGAUAAAAAAUCCGACUAAGGAUCACGCGUACCGAGUUGCGGAGGUGGUCGGAAACAUCCCCGAUCAAACCAUGCAAGAUCUGUCCCAGUACUGUUUACUUCCCAUCAUCACCAGCCUACAAAGCGACUCGAGCACGAACGUGAAAGAGGAACUGAUAAGGACUGUGAGAGUUAUAAUACGAAAGAUUAGAAUUACAAAAUUGAAACUCUUCUUCGACAUCUAUGGAUCUCUGUUGAUCCAGAUUUUUGACAAGAAUCAGCCAAAUCAAGUGAUCUUGUUUCACGAGGAGCUUAAGGAGGCAGUAGCAUUAUGUAUUAAAGAUCUUAUCCACCAAUGCGUUACCGACGUGAUAGAAUCACUUUAUACCAAGGAAAAUGUACUGAAACUCGGUCAAGGAAUAUUUUUAUGUCUAACAAUCGCAAGAACUGAAAAGUCAUAUUCUGUGAGAUUAGCUGGGAUAGAAGCAGUAAUGGCUUUGUGCCAUAUCGAUGAUGACCUAGACAAAUCCGACAUUAUUAUGCAAGAUCAAGUAGCAGACACCAUCAUGGCAUUUUUUCCUGGUAUUGUCAGUGGGCUACAGGAAAUAGCAAUGGGAGGUGAAGUUCAGAAUCAUAAAAUUACAACGAUAGCAAUUCGAGCAUGGGGUAGAAUCAUAUCUCUUGUAGUCGGUGAUAAAGCUGAAGAAGACACUGAAGAAGACAUGUUAUCUAUAGAAGCACUUAUGAAAAAAGGUUGCAGUAUAUCCACCGACGCACCACAUAGUGCUAAACAUAACGGAAAGUGCGACAUAGAACAUAAUUUAAAAGGAGCUACAAGAAAUGAAGUAUGGUUUGAAGCCGUAGCAGUUAAGCUUGGCGCUUGUAUACAACUGUUAGACCAAAUUAGGAGCCAUUCGCACUACAAAGUUAAGAGAGAACUAGUUGAAAGUAUCGGCCUUAUACUUAAAAAUUGUCGCAGGAAUAUGAAACCAAAUAAUAUGACAUUAAUAGAUUAUUUGAUUUCCCUUUCUGAAGACGAAUCCGCAGAAGUUAGUGAAAAAGCGCACAACAUAUUGCACACAAUAAGUGAAAAUUACAUGCAAAAUCAUGAUAUGAAAUCACUGGUUGAUUCAUUGGAAGACAAGUUUUACAGCUUACUUACGAGACUGCCCACAAUUAUUAGACGAUCAGAUGAUAACGAACAAUUGGCUUACUUGAAUCAAUUCGCUGGCUAUUUAAGAUUAUUUGGAAAGCAAAAACUGCCUCAUAUUAUGAGGUCUCAAGCUCAUAUGCAAAGAUUGCUUUUAGCUCUUGUCUACAUCAUGGUCAUAGAUUGCAACGAUGUGUCUAUUCUACAGACAGCAAAUGUGAAAGAUUUAGAUGAUCCUGCAUAUUUUUACGGAUCACAUUCAUGGAGACAGUUUAAGUUUAUUAAGAAUAACUCGUGUAAAGAGAAACUUGUUACAAUAUGCAGGCUGCUCGGAGAAUUUGGGGAUAUUAGGAUAUUAAUUGACACUAUUCUCGAGCUUAUGAUGGAUGCACCACAACACAGGAAGGAACUGAGUUUGCUGCUUAAUUGGGUCUUAGUUUCUGUCAAAGAUUCGUCUUCUUCAUAUUUAUAUAAGGAAAUCGUAGACUUUUACACAACACAAGAAGUAUGGUACUUGCCUACAGAAGUAACUGAUGGCACUCCUUUGGUACAGGCACAGAGCAAUAUAGUGCAAUGUUGUCUUUUGACAGAAGGAUUAGGCCUUGUAGCACAAAAUUUACAACGCGACUAUGACAGAUAUCUUCUCAAAACCUUGUAUUUAAUUAUUGAAAGAGCAGGCAGUGGAAACGGUUUAAUCAGCUAUAUUGGAGUGCGUACUCUCGAAAAUGUCGCGGAAGCGCAACAACAUAGGACAAUUGGUGAUUUACUACGUGCUAACGUAGAUUACUUUUCUUAUCACAUUAUAAUGAAAUUACGCCAAAUAGAUCGGAAUCCUGGCGUACUCGACGUUAUUAAAGUUGUUAUGAAAUAUAGCAGAUUAGAUUUUUUGCCGCACUUGAAAGGAAUUGUAGAGGACGUAUUCAGACAACUAAGUAUUCCUCAUCAUCAAAAAGAUACUUAUUCGUUCCUGAAGAUAUUCUACACGUUUAUCAUAUGCAUAAAAACGUUAAUAAACUGGGACGAUACCAAAGUAACGAAAGUGGAAGAUGCGCGAGCUACAAAUAAUCCUUCGGAGACGAUUAUUCUUUCUUUGUUAGAGUACUAUAAUGCAAAGAAGAUUGAUGAAAAAAUUGAGGAUGACAUUGAAGAGACAGAAUCAGACACAAAUGUGCCGGAUACUGAGUUAUUGGAAGAAACAAAUGAGGAUUACUCAAAUCCCAGUGCAGAAGACAAAGAAGACAAGUUGCCAACUCAUAUAAGGAUAAUCAUAGACGUUAUGAAACGUUGUAUACACUUUCUACCUUCGAAGGAUGUACAAAAAUCGCUGAUGGCAAUGCAAACGCUUCAAGAGGGUUUACCGAUACUAAUCGAAUGGGAGAAUGAACUACUGCCUCUUGUGCAUCAGUUGUGGCAUCCGCUGACCGACAGAUUUAACGAUGAAAAUGUUCUUGUAAUUAACCAUGCGUGGCAACUCUUGCACGUACUCGCCAACGUGUCGAAUGACUUUAUCAGAAGCAGAACUCUACGAGAAGUAUUGCCAUCUGUAUUUAAGUUCCUGACUGAGUCUUCUAAAGAAAGUAUCAAUAAGAGCUCGGUAAACAUUUACAAAUUUACACAAACUUAUAAAUCUCAAUACGAGUUGUUAUCUACGUUGGGAAUAAUCGCGCGACUCUUGAAGCUGUGCGAGCACGAGUUAUGGCAAAUAUUAAGUAACACACAAUCGUACCUUAGUGCACGUCAACAUACCGCAUUACAGGCGUGCUGUGUGAAAUUGUACAAAGAUAUUGCUGAUUAUAAUGGGGAUAUUGCAUGGGUGAAGUGUCUCAGUAUCUGGAAUUCAAAAGUUGCACGGAUAGUACCUGAUGCAACAUUUGAUAUGAAAAAUUUGCUGAUUCCAGAUGUUGCUCCGUCAAAUGAAUAUUAUAGAAAUGUAAAUGAAAUCAUUGUAUAUAUCCAACAGAAUGCCCAUUAUUGAAUAAACAUAUUUAAAACAUAUAUAAAAUAAUUAAAAAAUUGUAAUUAAACCCUUAAAAAAAAUGUGAUAAGUAAUAAAUACUAAGCCAAAGCUUUUCAAACAAAAUGUGCCAUUCAGUAACAAAGCGCCUUUAUGCUGAAGUAGUAUAAAAUAUUAAUCACAUAGAAAGUAAAUAGAUUGUUAGAUUUAUUACAAUUUAUAGAAUCCAUGUGAACUACACUAGGUAGAGAA